AAAACAGCUUUUUCUCCUUCUUGGGGGCAAGAAACUGCAACUGCUACUCCCUCUGUGAGCUGGAAAUCCAAAUCUUUACCUUCCUUCCUCAUCCUCCAGGUGUGAACUAGAAAACCAUACGAACCUGUUGCAAGGGAUAAACAGGCUUCCACGUCUGGCAUUGAUGUUUCUUCAGCUGACAUAUUACGCAAAGGAAGUUUCUGCGCUGCAUUCGUAUUUGGCCUUUGCUGAGUCCUGGAAAAUAUUAACAGCACCAAUGAAUGGGCUGAUCGUAGCUCUCAACUCCAGAUGACUUGCCCUGUAGUUCAGAAGGAUGUCGGCCAUUACUGAAAAUGGUGAUGCUUCUGCCGGAAAGCCAAAUGAAGAGAAAACAUAUAAAAAGACUGCAUCCUCAGCUAUUAAAGGUGCUAUCCAGCUGGGAAUAGGAUACACUGUAGGAAACCUUACAUCAAAACCAGACAGAGAUGUCCUUAUGCAAGACUUCUAUGUAGUGGAAAGUGUCUUUCUACCCAGUGAAGGGAGCAAUCUCACCCCUGCUCAUCAUUACCCUGACUUCAGAUUUAAGACGUAUGCACCUCUUGCGUUCCGAUAUUUCAGAGAACUUUUUGGUAUCAAGCCUGAUGAUUACUUGUAUUCAAUCUGCAGUGAGCCUUUAAUUGAGUUAUCCAAUCCAGGUGCCAGUGGGUCCCUCUUUUUUGUAACUAGCGAUGAUGAGUUCAUCAUCAAAACAGUUCAACACAAAGAGGCUGAGUUUCUUCAGAAGCUUUUACCGGGUUAUUAUAUGAAUCUGAACCAGAAUCCGAGGACUCUCCUACCCAAAUUUUAUGGGCUGUACUGCGUUCAGUCAGGAGGCAUUAAUAUUAGAAUUGUUGUGAUGAACAACGUUUUGCCACGAGCCUUGAGAAUGCAUUUCACGUAUGACUUGAAGGGCUCCACGUACAAGCGGAGGGCAUCAAGAAAAGAGAGGGAGAAGUCCAACCCUACGUUCAAAGACUUGGAUUUCUUGCAAGACAUGCAUGAAGGGUUAUAUUUUGACUCUGAAACUCACAGCGCACUAAUGAAAACACUACAACGGGAUUGUCGGGUAUUAGAAAGUUUUAAGAUCAUGGAUUAUAGUCUGCUACUGGGCAUCCACAUACUGGACAGUAACGUGAAAGACAAAGAGGGCGACAGUUCCCAGAGCACAUCUGAUGCGAAACGUCCUGGAGGGCAGAAAGUUCUCUAUUCUACAGCCAUGGAGUCUAUACAGGGCCCCGGGAAGUCUGGGGACUCUGUCAUCACAGAGGCAACAAAUACAAUGGGAGGUAUUCCAGCUAAAAGCCAUAAAGGGGAAAAGCUGCUUCUAUUUAUGGGCAUUAUUGAUAUUCUGCAGUCUUAUAGAUUAAUGAAGAAGUUGGAACAUUCCUGGAAAGCUCUUGUUUAUGAUGGGGACACUGUUUCAGUUCACAGACCAAGUUUUUAUGCUGACAGAUUUUUGAAGUUUAUGAGUACAAGAGUUUUCAAAAAAGUUCAAGCUUUAAAGACUUCUCCUUCCAAGAAACGGUGCAAUUCCAUCGCAGCCCUAAAGGCAGCAUCACAAGAAAUAGUGUGUGCGGUCAGCCAGGAGUGGAAGGAUGAAAAGCAUGGCGUCCUUACUGAAGGGCAGAGCUAUUCCAGCCUUGAUGAGGAAGUGCUAAGUUCGCGGCACCGGCCGGAUCUAGUGCCAAGUACUCCGUCGCUGUUUGAAGCAGCUUCCUUGGCAACUACAAUUUCUUCCUCUUCCCUGAAUGUAGAUGAGCGCUGUCAACGUGAUGAAACUACACUCUGCUCUAGCAGUAAAGGGCUGCCUUCGAGCUCAACGUUCACUUUAGAAGACAGUGCCAUCUACUUGACUUCGGAACAGAGCACACUGGAAAUGGAAAAUGAUAACGCUUCAGUUUUGGAUGUCUAUUUAUAAUAAAGAACACAUGAAAAAUAAACCUACAAAGAAUGGGAAGUGACCACAGCUGAUGAACAGCACCCUCUGCACUCCUGGUUUAAAAAGGAUGAAUUUGCUCAGCCUACUAGACAAAGAGAAAUAAUCCACUGAACUUAUCUCUAAGAAAUGUCAGGAUCUUUGAAGCGUGGAAAAGAUUGUUAGCCUUGGCAAAUGUGACAUGAAGCAUUCCACACUCCACUAUCGUGUACUGUCGCUUGCUGAACUGUGAAGAACUGUCUGUUAGAGCUGCUUUCUAGUAUACUGCCAAUCACCUUUUUUUGGACUUGAAAGUGGUAUUUUCUUAUUGACUUUUUGGUGACUUCAUUUGCAUGCAUUCUGUAACUAUGCACAAGCAAACUAUACUAUCUGCUUUACCUAUUUAAAAAUCAGCACAGCGGUGAGUAAAAUUAACUUCACUUGUUUUCACCAUUCAGUUCUAAUCACUUAAGUCCAUGUUGGUGGAAAUUGGAAUUGAUUACAUGUGAAAGGGUUAAGGUAAGCCUCUGCACAUACUAUAUGAAAAUGAGCCUCUAAAGCUAUUUUCACUGUUAGUGAAAAGAGAAAGAUGUUAUUUAUAACAAGGCCUUAUGUUGUGUACAUAUAUUGUCUAUGAAAUAUUUUUGAUUUUAGUUUAUUGCUUGUAAAAGAGAAAUUAUAUAAUUUAUUUAGUAAAAACUGCUGUAAACUAUAGUUUUAUUGACAAAUAAAAUAUUUUGUUCCCAGGACUCUGACGAGCGUCAACCUGUUUGUGAUUCAUACAAGAUGUACCGUUCUAGUAUUUCUGUACCUUCAAGAAACGGUCUUUAAGAGGUGGGCCAACCCACUGUGCAACAUGGCAUCUGUCUCUGCCUUCUACCAGCUCUUCAAUUAAGAGCUUCCACUGAGAAGGAGGAGUGACUAUAGCUGAGCAAUGUUAUUGAUCAGUAACUUGGCAUUCUUUCCCUCGUGCAUGAAGGAACAUACAUGCCAGUACGCACUACUCAACAACAGCAUUUCAGGAUUUUCAGUAUGGGCAAUCAUUUUAAGAUAAAUACAGAAACUGUUCUGGUUUCCUUAAUUCUCCUAACAGCAGGGACACAAUCGCAAGCACCAAUAACCACCAUCCAGGAUUUCACACUUUGAUGCAGCAGUGUAUUGAAAAAGUACAUAGUUUCUUCAAAAUAUAUGAAAGCUACUGGGAAUAAUGUUUCUUCUAGAAGUAAG
Messenger RNA from Struthio camelus australis, 3160 nucleotides. Lineage: Eukaryota; Metazoa; Chordata; Aves; Struthioniformes; Struthionidae. The record is from RefSeq and is a predicted model, not a curated record.